Molecule: messenger RNA, 600 nt
Organism: Ostreococcus tauri
Lineage: Eukaryota; Viridiplantae; Chlorophyta; Mamiellophyceae; Mamiellales; Bathycoccaceae
Product: unnamed product
Exons: 1
Coding region: 1-600 (199 amino acids)
Source: RefSeq, a predicted model, not a curated record
AUGGAUCUCCUGCUCGUCCUCGCCGGUCUCGGCUCGGGAGAGGACCGCGAUCGCGGAAUCGGGGAAUCGCGCACAGAGGCGAGAACACCGGUGAAGACGACGCCGACGCUUCGAGUGGAACCGUGUUCGUAUCCAUCGGGACGCAUGCUCCUGAACACGUUGCUGCCAAACCUGAAGAAUAAGACGCUUUCGAGAGCGAGAGGGGCGGAGCGAGUCGACGAUGACGGAGAUGACCACGACGACAAGAGAGACGAGGAUUACGGAAUCUCUCGCCGAUUCGCGUCAUCUCCCGAUGAUUUCGCAUCGACAUCGACGUCGAUCGCAUCGAUGACGGAGUCGAUGGCGCACUCGGCCGCGCGCGUUGAAGCCAUCGUCACCGCUUUGGCCACACGCGUUGAUGCGAUGGAGAAGAAAAUAGACCAAAUUCUGAGCGAAAUGCGAGCGAGUCGAGAGGAGGGCGAAAGUGGAGAUCGAGCGUGCGUCACCGAUGAUGAUUCUCCGCCCGUGUCGCCAGUGCCGACGCCAAUUACUUCGCCCUGUCUUGUCAGGGCAACUCCGUCGCCGUCGCUCGUGAACGCGUUCGCCGAACUCUACGCCUAG